Messenger RNA from Brassica napus (rape), 357 nucleotides. RefSeq lists its product as uncharacterized. Bases 1 to 357 code for a protein of 118 amino acids. The transcript has a single exon. NCBI's taxonomy places the organism in Eukaryota, Viridiplantae, Streptophyta, Magnoliopsida, Brassicales, Brassicaceae. The record is from RefSeq and is a predicted model, not a curated record.
AUGUCCACGUCCACAAACCAGAGGCAAUCUGAGCACCACCUUUUCAAAUGGAUAGACGAGGCCAUCAUCGACGAGAUUCGAAUGGUUGAUAAAAAGGUCACCCACCUUCAGUCCGAUUUUGAAUCAUUCAAGACUACAACAACUAUGCGACUUCACGAACAUGGCAGACAUAUUGACGAGAGCCUCCUGGAGAUGAAAAAGAUUUUUCAAGACCAAACUAUCCUCCUCGAAGAAUUAAGAAACAAAUCAACCUUGGUUCUGGAUGCUAAAUCCCAUUACCCUCUCCUCAACAUGGUUGCUGCUGCCAUUGCUCUAGGUACUUUGGAGUGGUUGUAUGUAAAAAUUACCAGCAUCUGA